Nerophis ophidion (straightnose pipefish) is the source of this 11456-nucleotide messenger RNA. RefSeq names its product matrix-remodeling-associated protein 5. Gene Ontology annotation, molecular function: protein binding. Lineage: Eukaryota; Metazoa; Chordata; Actinopteri; Syngnathiformes; Syngnathidae. Gene Ontology annotation, cellular component: extracellular region. The transcript is spliced from 17 exons. The record is from RefSeq and is a predicted model, not a curated record. The coding region runs from base 383 to 7525 and encodes 2380 amino acids.
GUGUAGGAGGGGAUGGAGAAGUGGUGCAGCAUUCCUGUCUGAACACACCAAGCGGGACCACAAAGGAGAAACGAAGUUAAUCUGAAAUCCAGAUGCCUUAAGGACUAACAGAGGGUCAAACUAAUCCAAACACACUCACAAAUUCACAGAGCUCCAUCCCUUCUUGUGUUCUCUGUUGUUUUUCUCAGAUUUUUACAAGUCAGCAGCCGGACUAAAACCAACUGGAUACUUUUUACGCUCGUGUUGUCUUGUUAAACUUUGCAGGCUGCAGUCAUAACUACAGGAUUUGUUUCGGGAGUCUAUUUUAUACAGUUUGGUUUAGUUUGCCUCGGCAGCGAUUUCCAGAUGCAUUAAUGGCGUGAGCAGCCUCAGUGAGUGAAAUAUGGCAUUUUACUGGUGCACCAUGGUCUUCUGCAGGUUUGCUCCAGUGUGCUUUCCCUUUAUCAUCACAUCACUGCUAUGGCUAACGAUCUCCCCCGCCCAUGCUGUACCUCCCUGUCCACGGAGCUGUAGCUGUCCAGGUGGUAAAGAUGUCCACUGUACAUUCAGACAUCUCACUGCAAUGCCGAACAACUUUCCUAAAGACACAGAGAGGGUCAACUUAGGAUAUAAUAGUCUGACUGAAGUGGAAGGGUCCCAAUUCAGGUCGCUGCGGAAAUUGGAGAUGCUCAUGUUACAUGGUAACGACAUAAGCACCGUCCAACAUGGGGCAUUUUACAGCUUGCGAUCGCUCCAGAUGUUAAAGUUGAGUUACAACAAGCUAACAAGAGUGACCCCUGGGUUGUUUGAGGGACUCUUUGGUCUGGUUCGUCUUCAUCUGGACCACAACCUCAUCAACUUCAUCGAGCCAUACUCAUUUUCGGGUCUGACUUCUCUCAAACUAUUACAACUGGAAGGAAAUAUUCUUAAGGAGAUCCAUCCUCAUACCUUCAUUACAGUGUCUCUGCUAGGAAACUUUUGGACCUCUUCACUCAAACACUUACACCUUUCAGACAAUCUGUUGGAUCAGUUCCCUGCCUCUGUACUGAACACAGCUCCCAGGCUUGAGCUCCUCUCUCUUCAUGGUAACCCCUGGACUUGUGACUGUCAACUUCACUGGUUGCUACAGUGGAGUUCCACACAUGAAGGUGUAAUAAAGUGUAAAAAGGAACGUGAAACGAGCACAGUUGAGACUUGUCCUCAGUGCUUCUCACCUCAGCCAUUAAAUGGUACCCUCUUGAUUGGGUUAACUGAAGACCAGCUGACCUGUGAUAGACCAGCUCUUCAAUCUUCCCUGAAACUGUGGGACAACCCAGUGUGGGCGGAAUCUGAUGCAGAGCCUGAUCUCCCAUACACCCGGGACCUUGAAAAGCCCUUAGGCGAUCUAAGUUUUUCUCUAUCGGAUACCCAUGGAAAUAAUGCUCACGUGGUGUGUGAUGUGCGCCACCCAGGAGACAGUUCACCUAUAAGUUGGACAGUGAAUACACGGACAGCACAAGGGUUGUCUGUUAAUGUAUCUUUGGCAACCAUCCUUGAGUGUGAGAUUGAUCGGGAAAAAUUACAAAACCUAUGGCAAUUGGUUGCAUAUUACUAUGAAAGCCCUGCUGUCUUGGAGAGAGGUCAACAAAGACAAACAAACAGCAGCAGAACAACUUAUCAAUACUUCCAAAUUGCAAAUGAGAAUUCUCCUUAUUUUACAGACUUAAAGGGUUAUUUAGUGGCAGAGCCUGCAUGGCUGCUUCAACACAAAGUCACUUUAAAGCUUAAUCGAAUGCUAACAACAACCAAAAAACUAGUGAUGGAUUUUACUACAGUUAUCACCAGGCAUAUUAACAGCCAAAGAGGGCAGCAAGACAACUCUGACCUUACUUCUUCUUGGGCAAUGAUUCAACGUGGAACUGCAGGGCGUGUGAAGACUGCUUUGGAGGGCUCAGAGGUUCACCUUCAAUGCAGUGUUGUCACUUCACACCAGGAAGUAAAAAUGGAGUGGAUGCUUCCCGAUUUGUCUAUUGUGGAGAGCUUGAGUGAUAAAGUCAAAAUUGAUGACAAAGGGGACCUUGUGAUAAUGAAUGCAUCACAAUCCGACUCUGGUCUCUACCACUGUAUGAUCAGAACAAAAACUGGUGUGGAUUUGAUGUCUCUGAGGCUUACUGUCAAAGAACGAAUGCUGAGCCCGACUGCUUUCAAUGGCCAGAAAAUCACAGUUGAAAAGGGAGGUUCAAUCGCUCUCGCAUGUGAAGUAACAUCAGUGCAACCCAGUCAAACUGUUUGGUACAUGCCGAAAAACAAAGUUCUUACACCUACACAAAAGACAAGAAAUGCAGCAGUAAUGGAGAAUGGUACUUUGGUGGUGAGGAAGUUGAUGGAAGAAGAUUCAGGGGAAUACAGUUGUUUGGCCUCGAAUCUCUAUGGAGUUGACAUGCUGUCACAUAUAGUGGAAGUCACAGGGGAAAAGGUAUCCCAUAACUCUAAAGUAGAGACAGAAACGGAGCAGCAAACCUUAAAAACUGAUGAGGAAGAGGGUUCAGCAGUGGAUUACCAGGAAACAGUUUGGCGUUUCGUGACACAAGUUCCAAUAAUAGAAAAACCGCAAAAGAAUCCUGGAAAAAAUAAAAUCCAAAGGAAAGAUUUUAAUGUAAAGAAACUAGAUCCAAAUUACUGGGCAGAGGUUUUGGCUAACGCCAACGCUAAAUUACCCAUUUCACAGGCUUCAGAGUUGCCACUACCAGAUCCCACCACUCUAAUUGUCCCAACUAGUUUGACGAACCCUGCAACUACCCCUCCCUCCUAUACAAUAGCCAACAAUUUCCCCAUCACAACAAUUUCUGAAUUUGGGAUUGAGCCAACAGCUUUAUUGUUAGAAACACAACCAAAAACUUUGGUGACCUCACCUGCUAGAAGCACAGAGACAUCCCAUCAGCAGGUUAAUGGGAUUACAGAACAAAACAACGAUGUAACAAUUAUUGCUACACAAGUUGCAAAAGGUGCUAAUAUAUCAUUUGGUGACAGGAAUAAGAAAUUUGUUCCUGGCAGCCCAAAUCGGAGAAGGCCACCUUUUAGGCGUAGAAAACCUCAAAUGAGACGAAUUAACCACAAUCUAAAGCCACUUCGUCCAUCAUCAAACAUGCUCAAAUCUACAGUUCCCCCACCAACAAUCACAACAACUCCUACUAGAGUCACUACCACCACCAAAGAUAGGCCAACACCUUCACUAACUACAGUCACUUACUACUACCAAGCAGGGGAAGACAAAGUCAAGGAAAAAUCUGAUUAUAAGGAUAGUGGUGGUUUAGAUGAAAACAAAGAAUCAAACAUUGAAACUCAUACUGUUCAGGAUUUCGGAAGUAAAUUUACCAAAUUGCACUCAGUUGCGGAAAAAGAAGCCAAAUUACCUAUUUCUGCAGAAGCACAUACUUUACCUAACCUGAAAGCAAAGACAAAAGUUACUUCUCUACCAACCAAUAUGAAUGAAGAAACAGAGGAAUUUGGUAGAAUUAAAAAAAUAUCACAAGGGAAGAGGUUGCAUAUUCUGGAAGAACAAGGAGAGACUGGGGGAAUGAACAGAAAUAUUGAGAAAGUCAAAGAAUCUGAAAAUGUGCUGGUCACUCAGAGUUACAAUAUACGGCGUAACCUUAUUUCAACAAUCCACACACCAAAGUCAAACUAUCAUCCUUCACUGGAACAGACAAGUACUUCAUCAUCCAAAGUGAUAACUUCACAUUUAAACGAAGACAAAAUUAAAGAGGACAACAUCCACGAGGAAAAUAAAAAGGUGAAUGGAGCAAUAAUAAAGCCUGAAAUCCCCUACGUUCCUGUAGUGCAGCCGAUUCACCCCUGGCUGCACCAGUACAAUCAAGAACAAGAGCAACAAAAAUCUACACAGGUGCCACAAACACACAAAGACAGAUACCCAGAAAAACGGAAAGAAGUGAAUCUCAGUAACCGCCCGUUGCCGCCUCGCAUUGCACCAACUUCACAUUGGUCUUCAAAUCAUCGUCCCCAUCCUGCGUAUCCUCCUUGGCAAGGUGCUGUGCCACGUAUUGUGCCCACACAACAAACAAGACCUUUCCCCUAUCCUCGGGGUCAAAACCCAGUUGCUACUAACAGACCAGAAAUCAUAGCUGAAACAGUGAAGCCCACACCCACUCAUGGAGCCCAACUUAGAGAUCAAUUGUUACUAUCAAGGCUUAGGAACAGAUACAGACAGGCAUAUAUUGAUCGUCUCACACAGCUUGGAAAGAUAGUGACACCAAAACCACGCAUAAACUACAACAAUCCUGUUAAGUCAAUUCAACCCAGUCCCAUACCUCUGAACCCGGUCAGAGCCUUUCUUCCAAGACCACAAGCACCAACCCCCUCGUAUAACCUGCAACCUCCAAACAUUGUUAAAACCACAGAAUCCUCAUUAUCUGGGUUCAAUUCGACCCUUCAUUCUUACCAACCUACCACCACACGAUUACAGCACGGAGGUCAGAGGCCUGUUCAAGCUGGAAUUGGAUCUCAACAUCCAACUGCUUUACCUCAUUACCAAUUGGUGUUAGGAGCCGGAGCUGGUGGGGCAAAACCCCGCAUCACCACAGUAAACAAAGCCAGCAUGUCGGUGCUGGCAGAGGGUGACGCUUUUCUACAUUGUAAAGCAGCAGGGAAUCCUGAACCUAGAAUCGCAUGGACAAAAUUAUCGACAGGAGUCACCAUACCAGCCAACACCAUGCAUGGCUCCCGGUUUGAAGUCUUCAAAAAUGGAACUUUUGUAAUUAACGCCGUCCAACUUCAGGACAGAGGCCAGUACCUCUGCACUGCCCAGAAUAUGUUUGGAUCAGAUCGUAUGGUGAUCACAUUAUCAGUCCAGACUGAGGCCCCGAAGAUUCAACCACCCAGGUCUACGGAAAUAGCAAUAUACCUAGGAAAGAGUGUGACCCUUGAAUGUCUUUCUUCUGGAAAACCCCCAGCCGACAUUUCCUGGAUUCUGCCAGAUGGAACAUUUGUUCGCGAAAUUGGGAUUGUUCGUUCGCCACUUUCUCAAAUUUUACUGCUUGAGAAUGGCACGUUGCAAAUGCAGUCAACUAAUUUCUCCAGUAAAGGGGACUAUAAAUGUAUUGCAAGCAACGCAGCAGGAGCUGAUACAAUCACUUAUCAUCUUCAUGUUGCAGCUUUGCCUCCAAGCAUUAGUGAAACUGCAACUGACACUGUGAUCAUUCCGGAAGGCAGGAGUAUAUAUGUCCAUUGUUCCAUGAAGGGUGAACCUUUUCCUACUUUGAAGUGGACACUGCCAUCAGGAGUCCAUGUGAAGCCAUCACAGUUCCUGGGACAUAGGCUCUUUGUCUUUCCCAAUGGGACACUGUAUGUGAAAAAUGUCUCGCCAGCUGAUGCAGGGAGGUACGAGUGUUUAGCUGCAAACACUGUGGGCAUUGCCAAAAGAACUGUGUGGCUUGAAGUGAGGGCUGAUGGCUCCUCAGAUAUCCGCCAUCCUCCUGUUCCAUUCCCCCCUACUCACCACCAUGCUGUUCCAUCCCGCCAGCAUUCAGUCUCAGCUAUGUAUGGUUCUGCUGUUUACUUACACUGUCCAGAGUCUAGUGGAUACCCAAGAGGAACCAUCUGGCAGCUACCUUCCAAAACCAUCGUGGAGCAUCGAUACAGUCCGGAGAGACCAAUUAAAGUUUUCCGGAAUGGGACUCUGAGGAUACUUCAGUUAACAGAGUUAGACGGUGGAAAUUAUCUGUGUGUCUUUCAGCGACCCAAUGGAGAGGACGUGGAGCUCUUUCGGGUGGAUGUCUUGAUGACGCCGCCCAGAAUAAAGCAUGUGAGAACAACGCAACCAAAAGUCAACUUUGGAGAAAAUGUCCAGGUGGACUGUGUUGCAACAGGCCUUCCAGAUCCAGACGUCUCUUGGAGCCUACCAGAUGGAACACUAAUCAACAAUGCCCUUCAGUCUGAUGACAGUGGCUAUCGCAACCGCCGAUAUGUUAUUUUUGGCAACGGAACAUUACUUCUCCAUCAAAUGGGCAAAAAAGAUGAGGGUGACUACACCUGUUAUGCAAAGAAUAAACUGGGUAAAGAUGAGAGAAAAGUUAAUGUUAAAAUUGGACCAAAUGCUCCUAGAAUUACCUUAAAAUCUCAGUCUGUGGUGACUGUGAAUUAUGGAGAUUUAGCUCAGUUGAGCUGUCAAGCAACAGGUGAACCAACACCAAGGAUUGUUUGGAUCUCACCACGAAAUGAUGUGAUCCAAAUGUCAUCAGACAAGUUUGACAUUUUGGAAAAUGGAAUGUUAGUGGUGAAAAGAGUAACGUUAGCUGAUGAAGGGAAAUAUGCGUGUGUGGCACAAAAUUCUGCUGGUGAUGAUGUUAAAAACAUAAUUCUUGAAAUUGAAUCCCGGGAACCCUUUAUUAAUGGCAAAAAAGGGAAGAGUGAAAAGCAUGUUGAAGGCAUUUCUUAUCAAACAGUGCUGUUAGACUGCAAGGUGAAAGGGAAACCUAUGCCUAAGGUUUGGUGGGUUACCCCCUACGGCCACUCCCUCCAAACGUCCUACCUCAGUGGUCGCUUCCAAGUCCACCAAAAUGGCAGUUUGGAGGUAAGAGGGGUAAGGAAAACAGAUAAAGGAAGGUACAUGUGUCUGGCCAAAAACCAUUUAGGCGAAGCAUCAUUGGUUGUUGAAUUAGAUGUGGUGCCAAUAGCUGAGAAGCCAAGUUUUGCUGUUCCCAAUAUUGAAAUCAUAUCAAUACAACAAUAUGGCAAAGAAUUGCACCUGCAGUGCCCUGCCCGUGGCAAGCCAAAUCCAGAGUUUAUAUGGGUGCUACCUAAUGGGACAAUGUUGAUGCCUGGUGUUAGACUGCAACGGUUUACCCACCAUCAGGGUAACGGCACUCUGUGGAUCUCACAGCUGGCUGCAAUCGAUAAGGGAGUAUACAGGUGUCUAGCAAAGAAUGUGGCGGGGCAAGCAGAGAAGCGUUAUGCACUCGAAGCAGGCAGGAAGCCAACGAUCAGAGGACCAACAAGUGGGAUAACGAUUACCUACGGCCAAACUCUCAACUUGCAUUGCACUGUGGAUGGCUGGCCACAGGCGUCAAUCACAUGGACCCUACCCAAUGGCUUCACUUUGGAUAAACCUCAGUCUAUUGGUCGAGUUACAUUCCUUGCUAAUGGAACCCUCCAGAUGAGGCAGAUUGCUACUUUUGACAAAGGGCCAUAUACAUGCAAAGCAUCUAAUGCAUUUGGCUCAUCAACAUUGUCAUAUCCUGUCACAGUACUGGUUCAUCCACCACGCGUCACCAGUAUGCUGCCCUCUAUCACCAGCGCCAGCAGAGGAUCACCAGUGAGGUUAAAUUGUGUUGCAACUGGUGUUCCCAAGCCAGAAAUUUCCUGGACUUUACCUGGCCGUACUACAUUGGUUCCACAUAACCGCUACAUUGUGCAAGGAGGAAUACACAUGACAGAGGACGGUAGUCUGGUCAUUCAGAACCCUGUGCUCAUGAACUCUGGUAUCUAUAAAUGCAAUGCUAAAAAUGCCCUCGGAACAGAUUUUAAGAGUACAUACCUUCAAGUGAUCUGAGUGACAAGAUUGGUCUCUUAUUCUGGGACUGCAAGGUUGAGGAAAUCUCCCGCAGGAUUAAGACUGGAUUAUUUGUCCAUAAGGAUGUAAGUAUCAAUUUAUUAUGCUACCAUGAAGAUACCCUGGACACAAACAACUGGCUGUAUAGCUGUAGGCAGCCACACACUUUGCAUUUUAAUUGUAUUAUUUAGUCCUUACCACAUUUUAAAAUGCAUCGGACACAUUACGUCAACCACUUACCUCUGGCUACAUUAUAGCUUUGAAUCACUUGUCUGUUCAAUAAAAGUAUACUUUUAUAUGAAGAUGGUAUUGUAAGAAUGGACCUGUCUUGUAAUAACAUGUACCCGUUUGAUGUAGUAUUACUUCAGGGACCAUUCAUAAUUGUCCUGUACAUGGUAGAAACUCUAAUACUCAUACUGUAUGUUUGCAUAUACAGUCGGGCAAAAAAGUAUUUAGUCAGCCUCUGAUUGUGCAAGUUCUCCCACUUAAAAUGAUGACAGAGGUCUGUAAUUUUCAUCAUAGGUACACUUCAACUGUGAGAGACAGAAUGUGAAAAGGAAUUCACAUUGUAGGAAUUUUAAAGAAUUUAUUUGUAAAUUAUGGUGGAAAAUAAGUAACACGACGAGUUGAGUUUAUACCAAAAAGUUAUAUUUUGGUUUCAUCUGACCACAUGACAUUCUCCCAAUCCUCUGCUGUAUCAUCCAUGUAUCCAUUUUGGUAUAAACUCAACUCGUCGUGUUUGGAGGAAGAAGAAUACUGAGUUGCAUCCCAAGAACACCACACCUACUGUGAAGCAUGGGGGUGGAAACAUCAUGCUUAAGGGGCUGUUUUUCUGCUAAAGGGACAGGACGAUUGAUCCGUGUUAAGGAAAGAAUGAAUGAGGCCAUGUAUUGUGAGAUUUUGAGCCAAAACCUCCUUCCAUCAGUGAGAGCUUUGAAUGGUUGAUCAAAUACUUAUUUUACAAAUAAAUUCUUUAAAAUUCUUACAAUGUGAAUUCCUGGAUUUUUUUUUCACAUUCUGUCUCUCACAGUUGAAGUGUACCUAUGAUGAAAAUUACAGACCUCUGUCAUAAUUUUAAGUGGGAGAACUUGCACAAUCGGUGGCUGACUAAAUACUUUUUUGCCCCACUGUAAAUUAGUAUUUACAUUAGAGGCAUUUAUCCAUGUGCAAAAAGUUUGGAAAAGAGCACGGAUAAAAAGUAAGCAAAGCAAUGUGUAGUAAUUUUAGAAAUUAAAUUAUAAAGAUUGAACCUUAAGGAGAGUGCAGUACUCCUCUUUUUCAAUCACACUACUCAUGUGCCUUAUGGAAAAAUACGUAAUACCAGAUUAUCGAUCUUUCAACAGAAGUACUUAACAAAGGCACAGAUCAAAUAUGCCUAUAAUAUAAAAUUUUAAUAUAUGAAAGUAAAUACAUUCUUAAAAUGAUCCAAGUUGUCUUAUUUAGCGAUUUUGGAGGCUUGGGAGCUAUAAUGACAGUGAUGAUGCAAUAUGGUUUACAUUGUUAUUGAAACUUCCAUAUGAAAAGAAGUUAUGUUUCACAAAGCCUACUCAGUUAGGUAAUUCUCAGAUUACUCCUUUGUAACUAUUUCACUUUGAGGAUUAAAUGUUUGGAAGCAUUGUUUAGAUUUGUUAGAUACAUUGUAAAGACAAUAGCUGUGUCCCAAUUCAGGGUCUGCAUCCUUUGAAGGGCGAAUUUGAAAGCCGCUUACGUCACAACGCUGCGCGAAGGCUGUCCCAAUUCGUUUAAAUCGAAGGCUCCUCCAAAUGCAGCCGACGAAUGCGCCCUCCUUUUCUCAGUAUUCGGAGGAUGCACCAUGACUAUCCUUCGUAGCCUCACAUAAUAUCCCAAGAUGCUUUGCGCACCUUUGUUCUCCGCAGGCUAGACUGUCCGUUUUAACAACGGGUGACGCAUCCUUCAGAGGUGCCUUCGAAGGUCCAGCCUUCUGAGGCUGCGUAGGCCGGAUCCUCCAAAGCAGGGGUCACCAACCUUUUUGAAACCAAGAGCUACUUCUUGGGUACUGAUUGAUGCAAAGGGCUACCAGUUUGAUACACACUUUAAAAAAUUGCCAGAAAUAGCCAAUUUACUCAAUUUACCUUUAAUAAAUAAAUAUAUAUAUUAAAAAAUGGGUAUUUCCGUCUGUCAUUUCGUCGUACAUUUGUUUUCCUUUUACGGAAGGUAUUUGUAGAGAAUAAAUGAUUAAAAAAACACUUAAUUGAACGGUAUAAAAUAGAGGAAAACAGAAAAAAAAUGAAAAUUAAAUUUUGAAACAUAGUUUAUCUUCAAUUUCGACUCUUUAAAAUUCAAAAUUCAACCGAAAAAAUAAAGAGAAAAACAAGCUAAUUCGAAUCUUUUUGAAAAAAUAAAAAAAAUAAUUAAUGGAACAUCAUUAGUAAGUUUUCCUGAUUAAGAUUAAUUUUAGAAUUUUGAUGACAUGUUUUAAAUAGGUUAAAUCCAACCUGCAUUUUGAUGGAGUAUAUAACAAAUUGGACCAAGCUAUAUUUCUAACAAAGACAAAUAUUUAUUUGUUCUAGAUUUCCAGAACAAAAUUUUAAAAAUAAAUUCAAAAGACUUUGAAAUAAGAUUUAAAUUUGAUUCUAAAGAUUUUCUAGAUUUGCUAGAAUAUUUUUUUUAAAUUUUAAUCAUAAUAAGUUUGAAGAAAUGUUUCACAAAUAUUCUUUGUCGAAAAAACAGAAGCUAAAAUGAAGAAUUAAACUAAAAUGUAUUCAUUAUUCUUUACAAAAAAAAUACUUGAACAUUGAUUUAAAUUGUCAGAAAAGAAGAGGAAGGAAUUUAAAAGGUAAAAAGGUAUAUGUGUUUAAAAAUCCUAAAAUCAUUUUUAAGGUUGUAUUUGUUCUCCAAAAAUGUCUUUCUGAAAGUUAUAAGAAGCAUAGUAAAAAAAUAAAUGAGUUUAUUUAAACAAGUGAAGACCAAGUCUUUAAAAUAUUUUCUUGGAUUUUCAAAUUCUAUUUGAGUUUUGUUUCUCUUAGAAUUAAAAAUGUCGAGCAAAGCGAGACCAGCUUGCAAGUAAAUAAAUCAAAUUUAAAAUAGAGACAGCUCACUGGUAAGUGCUGCUAUUUGCGCUAUUUUUAGAACAGGCCAGAGGGCUGCUCAUCUGGUGCUUACGGGCACCGCGUUGGUGACCCCUGCUCUAAAGGAUGCAGACCCUGAUUUGGGACACAGGUAUUGAUACCUUAAAAUGUUAUUUUGGAUGUAUUAUUACUAUAUGUAUGUUUAUAGGUGACCAUUUAGCUGAUGAUUAGUUAAUGCAAAAGAGGUUUGCUGGAGACAUAUAUUCUCAUGGAGAGCAACUCACCAGUCAGAAGUUAGCAGUUGUAAUUCAACACACAUACGGACAAUUCACUUUACUAGUGCACAUACAGUAAUUCUUACUGUAAUAAUUCAACUUUCUCUAAGUUUGCCAUUUACUAUCCAUCCAUCCAUUUUACAAGGCUUGUCCCUUUUGGAGUCGCGGAGGGUGCUGAUGCCUAUUACUAAUGUUCCAAUAAUCUGAAAAGUAAUGCAAUUAUAAUCAAACUGCAUGGGCCAAGUUGGGAAGUGAUAAGGAGAUUUGGCUAAAAUGAAACAUGUUUUGCAUUAGCAUGCUAACUGUGAUCAUUACAUUAAAUUGUAUUGUUUACAUAUUGUAACCAUCAAACCAUUUUAGAUGGUACUAUAUAUUACUUAGUAUAUACAUAUAUAGGCGCCGGCGCCCCCCGCGACCCCAGAAGGGAAUAAGCGGUAGGAAAUGGAUGGAUGGAUACUUAGUAUAUACAUGAUGAUUAAAAAAUGCUAUUGUUUGAGGUUGUAGAAAUUGAAUCACAUUCUAUCUUAUGUUUGUUUUGCAGCUAAUCAGCCAUAACGGAUACCUUUUAUGCUGUAUUAUUGAGCCAUUUUCUUUACAUGAAAGAAUAAAUCAAUUUGAUGUGUUGUA